Danio aesculapii is the source of this 1587-nucleotide messenger RNA. Its product is annotated as E3 ubiquitin-protein ligase TRIM35-like. The record is from RefSeq and is a predicted model, not a curated record. NCBI's taxonomy places the organism in Eukaryota, Metazoa, Chordata, Actinopteri, Cypriniformes, Danionidae. Gene Ontology annotation, molecular function: zinc ion binding; protein binding. Bases 166 to 1521 code for a protein of 451 amino acids. The transcript has 5 exons.
UAGCCUAUAGGUGGGGUUAUUUUGCUUAUAAGCGAAAGGUUUUCUGCCGUAAAACAGAAUAAGAAGAGAAACGGACGCGUUUAUUUCUCCUUUCUGUCGAAGGGGUUUUCAGCAUCUCAACAAAAAUAAAAACAAAGCACUGAUCGACGAAGAAGAGACCUUAAAAUGGCUUCCCUAUUUGAAGAGGAUUUUUCUUGUCCUGUGUGUCGUGAAAUCUUCAAGGAUCCUGUUAUAUUAUCCUGCAGUCACAGUUUCUGUAGAGAGUGUCUUCAGCACUUCUGGAGGACUAAGGGCACUCAGCAGUGUGCUGUCUGCAGGAGAAUAUCAGUUCACGAGCCGCUGUGUAAUCUAGUGCUGAAAAACGUGUGCGAGUCGUUUUUAAAGGAUAGAGACGAGAGAUUAGAUAAAACCUGCAGUUUACACGGUAAGACGCUCGAACUCUUCUGUCUGGAGGACAAACAGCCGGUGUGUGUGAUGUGUGUUUCUUCAAAACAACACGACCAGCACACAUUCAGACCCUGCGGUGAAGCGCUUCAGUCAUAUAAGGAGCUCGAUUCAGCACUCAAGUCUUUACAUAUGAACCUUAAACACAAUAAAAAGCUCAAAGGAGAGUUUGAGAAAACAUUUCAUCACAUCACGGAUCAAGCCGAUCACACCGAGCAUCAGAUUAAACAGCAGUUCGAGAAGCUUCAUCAGUUUCUCAGAGAUGAAGAAGAAGCUACAAUCACUGCACUGAGGAAGGAAGAGAAGCAGAAGAAGCAGAUGAUGAAGGAGAAGCUGGAGCAGAUCAACACACACAUCUCAGCUCUUUCACACAUAAUCAAAGACACGGAGGAGAGGCUGAAAGCCAAUGACGUCUGCUUUCUGAAGGAGUUUCCAGGCUUAAUGGCAAGAAUCAAGAUCUCACAGCUGGAUUCACAGAUGCCUACUGGAGCUUUGAUUCAUGUGUCUCAGUACUUGGGGAACCUGCAGUACAGAGUCUGGAAGAAGAUGCAGGACAUCGUCCACUACUCUCCUGUGAUUCUGGAUCCGAACACUGCAAAUCCAAGUCUCAUCCCGUCUGACGAUCUGACCAGUGUGAGAGACAGCAGAAGCGAGCGAUGGCUUCCUGAUAAUCCAGAGAGGUUUGAUUAUUAUGAUUGUGUUCUGGGCUCAGAGAGUUUCAGCUCAGGAAAACACCGCUGGGAUGUGGAGCUGAAAAAGCCGUUUUGCUGGAGUCUCGGAGUUACGACGGCUUUAAAUCAGAGGAAGAGACCGGGUUUUUUUGAGUCUGGAUGCUGGAGUGUGGCGUUCAGAUGCAUGGAUUUGUGUGCUAACAAAUUUGUUGUCAGACACCAGCUGGAGUGUGUGAGAGUCGAGCUGGACUGUGAUGAAGGAACUGUGUGCUUUUCUGAUGCUGUAAACAACACACACAUAUACACAUUCACAACCACCUUCACUGACUCUGUCUUUCCUUUCAUAAGGUGUGAAGGGGGGUGUGUCUCAAUCAGGUCCUUGGCUCCUGAGGUUGUGGUUUGGUAGUUUGUGCACUCUUGGUUUACUACACAUGAGCGUGACAUUUAAGGGGAGCUAUUGUGCAGAAAUCAC